Molecule: messenger RNA, 321 nt
Organism: Fusarium poae
Lineage: Eukaryota; Fungi; Ascomycota; Sordariomycetes; Hypocreales; Nectriaceae
Exons: 1
Coding region: 1-321 (106 amino acids)
Source: RefSeq, a predicted model, not a curated record
AUGGCUCAAGACCAAGACAUGUCUGACAGUCCCAAGCUGCCAUCGUCGGGAACAAAAACCACCAUCAGGUCUACAGAGACCCUCGCAGACAAUGCGGACAUCCCCAACAUCGAGAUGGGUAGUUUCGUUACCAGGGACUCAGGAUCCAAACAGCGCCCAAACUACGGGUCAACGGCUCAUGUUCCUACUAAGGAUGGUGGGAAAGCGCAUGCCUUAGCUAUGAUCUGGUCGUUGGUGUACGGUUCGACAAACCUUGACAUGAAUAGGGCGAUAAAAGAAUUUCUCGUGGGUAAUGACCGCUUGGUUUUCAUUCCUUGCUAG